Molecule: messenger RNA, 738 nt
Organism: Peromyscus leucopus (white-footed mouse)
Lineage: Eukaryota; Metazoa; Chordata; Mammalia; Rodentia; Cricetidae
Product: ER membrane protein complex subunit 4
Biological process (GO): protein folding in endoplasmic reticulum
Cellular component (GO): EMC complex
Source: RefSeq, a predicted model, not a curated record
GCGUGACGUACAUAGCAUGCACCGGAAGUGCGCUGUGGCGAAAGGGAGCAAGUCGGAGAACCUGCGAUCACCACCUCUGGUUUCUUCGAGAGGAACGCAGCGGCGGGUCGGUCAACGGAGCUUUAGCCAGCGGCUGCUGUCAUGACGACCCAGGGCGGCCUGGUGGCCAACCGAGGCCGGCGGUUCAAGUGGGCCAUUGAGCUGAGCGGGCCGGGAGGAGGCAGCAGGGGCCGAAGUGACCGGGGCAGUGGACAGGGAGACUCACUCUAUCCAGUCGGUUACUUGGACAAGCAAGUGCCUGAUACCAGCGUGCAAGAGACAGACCGGAUCCUGGUGGAGAAGCGCUGCUGGGACAUCGCCCUGGGUCUCAAACAGAUUCCUAUGAACCUCUUCAUCAUGUACAUGGCAGGCAAUACCAUCUCCAUCUUCCCUACUAUGAUGGUGUGUAUGAUGGCCUGGCGACCCAUUCAAGCACUUAUGGCGAUUUCAGCCACUUUCAAGAUGCUAGAGAGUUCAAGUCAGAAGUUUCUUCAAGGUUUGGUCUAUCUCAUUGGGAACCUGAUGGGUUUGGCAUUGGCUGUUUACAAGUGCCAAUCCAUGGGACUGUUGCCUACACAUGCAUCAGAUUGGCUAGCCUUUAUUGAGCCCCAGAGGGGGAAUGAGGAUUGGAGGGAUCCUUGGGGCCACAAGAAUAGGAGGCAACAGAAGAUGAAGAGCGGUGACUUUUCCUCUGCAUGA